GAGGAGCAGCAGCGCGAGUAUUGCAUAGAUGUCAAGCCCCACAGCUGGCCACUGGUUUCUGGCGCAACCCCUUUCAAGAUGGACAAGAACAACACAGAGCACACCAUGUACAAUCGCAACACCCAGAACAUCGAGAACCACGACGACAGCGAGGACCUGGCCCGACCCUGCGAAGCGCCGAUGAACGGUCUAGCCAACACGUCGGUGGACGGCAAGAACGACCAGAUACAAUGCCUAUUCGCCGCUACCAAGCGCCUGGACGCCUCCAGGCAGGACCUCAGCCAAGCAGAUUUUGAAGACUGGCGCAUCACGCGCAGGGCCAGCGAACUCAUGUCCAGGGCAGCGCAGCGCAUCGCGGCCCCUCGGCGCCGCGCCCGCGAUGCCUGCGAGCGCGGGCUCUGGAGUGCCCUGCGCGGCCGUGGAGACCCGCCCUGUAGCGGCACCGCGCUCGUGGCCCUGGCGGAGGAGGUCGACGGGCGCGAGAGGCUGUCGCGAGGGGCGCUGGUCUCGAGGAUCCUUGGAUCGCGAAAGGAUCAUGGCGACGUGCCCAUCAGGAACUGCUCCCAGCACGCGCGGGACCUCCACGAGGGCGGGGCAGGGAUGGCGUUGUGGCGGGCCGCCGCGCGCGGACCGCGCCUCGGCGCUGGGGGCCUCCUUGCUGCUGGAGUUCCUGAGUUUCUGCCUAGUGCUGGGCGCUGGGAAGCACUGCGUGAUGAUCGCCUUCCGGUACCAGUGGCGCAGGCGAGGCAUAGCGGCCCCCACGGCGUCGAGGACGUUCGGGGCGGCGGCAGGGCUGACCGCGCUUUGCCUUCGGACACGCCUCAGGCGCGCGGCGGGACCGCUGCUCUCGUCAGCUGCGCGUUCGAGGGCGAUGACGACAGCGCCUCCUCCGACCAGGGCCUCACCAAGGACGAGGAGCUGGCUUCCGUCGACGCUUCGGAGAGUGGCUCUUCUCAUGCAGGCUGUGCUCUGGGCGGCUCCGCGCCCGCCGCCGCGCCUUCGGCGCCGCGGGCCGACGCUCCAGAGUUUUCGCCCGUCGUCCAGGAGCUGAUUCCGUGUUUCGAGGAGGCCAACUACUUGCUGGCAGCGUGCUCGGCGACUCCCGAGGUGGACCCUCCCUUCCCGAGGUGCACCUGCGGCGCCACGGUGUUCUCGGGCAUCCCUGCUGCUGCGCUGCCGCCGCUCGUCAGUCGCCGCGUGGAUGGGGCGGCCGCGCCAUGGUGGCUACGGAAGCGCUGGCGGCCCAGGCUCACCAGGCGCAGGCGCCACUGA
Molecule: messenger RNA, 1272 nt
Organism: Prorocentrum cordatum
Lineage: Eukaryota; Dinophyceae; Prorocentrales; Prorocentraceae
Source: the annotation of a GenBank genome assembly